AUGAUGCGGGAAACAAAUUAUGGGACGAAUCGAUCGAAUCACAGCACAAGUACGGUGAAUCGAGGAUCCGGCGCUUAUGAUAAAGUUUAUGAGCCACCAUCAUCCGGCUACAACACCACCCACAGCACUAACUACACAACUAUCAAGAAUUUGCCUUCAUCUGAUUACAACUCUGGUCACAACUCUGGUCACAGUACCGUGAAAACCAUUUACACAACGGGUGCCACUCCUCCACCGGCUCCUGUCCUCAAUCCGGAUAGAAUUUUUAAUGCAGGAAAUUCGGACAAUGUGUUCACUAGUAUGCGCUAUGAGAAAGGUCCUCGAGAUAUCACCACAAUCUCCUCAACUGUCCACUUGCAACCUGGCGAGAAUCCCCAGAAGAAACUCGACGAAAUCUACAAAUCUCUAAUGCAAAUUCGU
Molecule: messenger RNA, 420 nt
Organism: Mesorhabditis belari
Lineage: Eukaryota; Metazoa; Nematoda; Chromadorea; Rhabditida; Rhabditidae
Source: the annotation of a GenBank genome assembly